Molecule: messenger RNA, 750 nt
Organism: Symbiodinium necroappetens
Lineage: Eukaryota; Dinophyceae; Suessiales; Symbiodiniaceae
Source: the annotation of a GenBank genome assembly
AUGGGUAAUGCAGGAUUUAUAUCAUCAACCGCAUCAAGCUCCUUCCAGGCUGCUGAGGGCCUCGUGCCGGAUUGGAACAGCUUCGUGUCUCUCGAAGCUCUGGGAACGCUGGAGCGCUUCUCAGAGUUGGGCUACCGCCCCACGUCUGGCUUUGAACAGGCCUUUGCCCGCGCUCUGCAUCACCGGGAUAAGGAGGUGCGGGAAAAAGCUGGGGCCACCCUCUACCGCAGUGCGAACACCUCCGGGCACGAGGAGGCAGCUGCCCAGGCGAUCGCCGAACUCUUGGCCUAUGUCGACCUGGAUGUGAAGGACGAGGCAUGCCUACUGCUCAAGCGGCUGGGGCCCACGAGCAUCUCUGUUGGUGCCGUGAGCAGCCGGAUCUCGCAAGGCUACGACGAGCCCACGCGCUGCGCGGCCCUGACCGCACUGGCCGAGUUUGCAAAGGCAGGGGAGGAGCACCCACCUGGAACGGCCGUGGAGGGCGACGAGCGUGAGAAGGAGAAGGAGAGCACCAAUGAGAUACGAAAGGUGCAAGAACGGAGCCAGUGGGCUAUGAAAGCCGCCCAGGCUACGGCCCGUCUUGGGCUUCAGGACCCAGCGGCUGUGGUGAGACAGGAAGCCAUCGGAGUCAUGGGAGGUUUCGGACCAGAAGCAUGGCAACAAGCGCUUCAGACGGUGCAGGGCAUGUUGGAGAGCCUUGGCGGCAAACUUGUUCCUUUUUUUAUUUCUCCAAUAAUUGGUCUCUCCUGA